CACCCGGCAGUGAAGACGCUGCGAUGGCGAUGGCGGCGGAUCCGAGCUAUCCGCGCACCUCCAUCGAGGAUGACUUCAACUACGGCAGCAGCGUGGCCUCGGCCAGCGUCCACAUCCGCAUGGCUUUUCUACGAAAAGUGUACAGCAUUCUUUCAGUUCAAGUUCUUCUGACCACAGUGACAUCCGCUGUUUUCCUCUACUCCAGUACCGUUCAGACCUUUGUGCAUGAAAGGCCUGCUUUGCUUCUGCUAUCUGUGCUUGGAUCUUUGGGCAUGAUUUUAGCCCUAACCCUGUACAGACAUCAGCAUCCUGUUAAUUUAUACCUACUGUUUGGAUUUACCUUUUUGGAAGCACUGACUGUUGCUGUUGCAGUGAGUUUCUAUGAUGUAUCCAUUGUCCUACAAGCUUUUAUUCUUACUACUGCUGUGUUUCUUGGGCUAACUGCAUAUACUCUGCAGUCGAAGAGAGAUUUCAGCAAAUGUGGAGCUGGGCUCUUUGCUUGCUUGUGGAUUUUAAUCCUCUCAGGUUUCUUGCGGCUGUUUUUCUAUAGUGAGACAAUGGAACUGGUAUUUGCAGCUGGCGGAGCUCUUCUGUUCUGUGGAUUUAUCAUUUAUGACACUCAUUUGGUGAUGCACAAGCUGUCCCCUGAAGAGUAUAUAUUGGCUUCAAUCAACCUCUAUUUGGAUAUCAUCAAUCUGUUCCUACACCUGCUGCGUUUACUGGAGGCAUUCAAUAAAAAGUAACUGAAGGCAGUCUAAAUGGAAAUAUGAUGUGCAUAGGGUUAAACAACUGAAUAGUGUUGGUUACUAUCUACAAACCAUGCAGUAUAUUUUUUGAACUAAAUCUUAGCAUCUUUCAUUCCAUGGUUAUUGACUCUUUAGAAAUGAAUGGGCUUUCUUGUAGCUGACACCAGUCUAUUCUAAAAUGUAUUUCAUUACAUGCUGUAUCCGUUUCAGUUACCGUUGCAAAGGCUCCAUUUAAUUUGCAGCUAAGAUUCAUGAUCAAAACACUGGUCAAAUUUGCUCUGCUGCCAGCAAUUAAACAGUGGAGUUUUCUAUUUCAACUAUUCUGCAACUACCAGAGACAGUUCUUUUGGAAUCAGAACAGAAAAUUGCGCUUAAUCUUGUCACCCUGUAACAAUCCUUUAAUUCCACCAGUCAGGUGUGUACCUUCCUUUAAAAGAUUUUAUUCCUAUUUAGAGAAAUGGGAUGAUUGCAUUACUAAGGACAAAAUAUCACUUUAAAAAAAA
Messenger RNA from Gavialis gangeticus (Gharial), 1249 nucleotides. RefSeq names its product transmembrane BAX inhibitor motif containing 4 (gene TMBIM4). The transcript has 7 exons. Gene Ontology annotation, cellular component: membrane. Gene Ontology annotation, biological process: negative regulation of apoptotic process. The coding region runs from base 24 to 743 and encodes 239 amino acids. NCBI's taxonomy places the organism in Eukaryota, Metazoa, Chordata, Crocodylia, Gavialidae. The record is from RefSeq and is a predicted model, not a curated record.